Molecule: messenger RNA, 2395 nt
Organism: Trifolium pratense (red clover)
Lineage: Eukaryota; Viridiplantae; Streptophyta; Magnoliopsida; Fabales; Fabaceae
Exons: 2
Coding region: 293-1990 (565 amino acids)
Source: RefSeq, a predicted model, not a curated record
UGAAUGGAUAUAGGCCUUAGAGAUUAAAUAGGCCCAAAAUGCAUUAAUCAAUUGUAUGUGAUUAUCCAUGUUCUAGAAUGAUCUAGAAUAAUGAUGAGUCAUUGAUUAGUUUGUUAGCUAUAUAUAUUGACAUUGGGUGCAUGUAAUAAUCAAGCAAAAUGAAUGAAAAAAUUUGUUAUUUUAGAUUUAAUGUAGUUUGUUAGUAGAUUUUAGUAAUUAUCUCUUCAAAUUAUGAACAAUCAAAAAGUUGUUCAUAACAAUUUGGUGCUUUCAUUGAGAGUUUUUCAUUGCCAUGACUUCUCUCUACCAUAACCCGUUUCUCUACCACGAUCCUACCAUCAUCAAUGUUCACACCUUGUUGAAACCACAAGGCUAUCAACAACCAACCUACAGCAACACUUCACCCUCACAGCCGAACCAAUUCAUUUCUCCACCAUCCAUACCUUCCAUCAACAAACCCUUGUUUCCCUCAAAUUUCACUCACCUCAACACUCAUUCUGCAACAGAACACUACCGCCCCUCCCAAUUUCACCAACCAGCAACCUAUCAUCUUUCAAACACCAACCAUCCAACUUCAUGGGUCUCACGUACCCCUUUAAACCAUCACACACCACACCAACCCAUACACAACACCAACACAAUUUCAUCACCAUCAUUUUUUGGAUCCCAACAUUUAAUCCACACUUCCACUGCCUUGCGUCAUCAUCACUAUCCAUACCUUUAUCAUGAUCCCUAUUUUUCACCAAAAUCCUCCCCCAUCAUCAAUGAUUUUACUCCAUUACACCUUGAUCCAACACAACAGUAUGCAAAAGAAACGAUUAAAUCGCAUGAAUUAAUUACUGAUGCACAACGCUCCGUCUCCGUCGCCGAUUCGGCCGUUGCAGAGCAACCUUCAGAUACUGUUAGUACUUCAUCGUCGUAUCAUCCGCCGGCACCACGAGAUAACUUGUCAAUAUUGUUCGAUGGAGAAGAAGAUUCAUAUUGGUGGGUGCUAUGCAUUGAGAAAUUUUUCAAGGAGCAAGGAACGCCAAAUGCGUUGAAGCUUCCAACAGCUGUGCUGGCAUUGAAAGGCUGUGCUCAUCAAUGGUGGCUAUGGCAGUCUCGCCGUCAACCACCGACAACUUGGGAGGCGUUCACCACUGUUUUUCUUUGGCGUUUUAAACCUGAGUGGAGAGAAAUUUUGCCGGUAGAUAAUGAGGAGGAGGAAACAGAUCUGGAUUUGUCUCUGUCCAAAAGUAGUAGCAUUCAUGUUACAGAACCAACACAUUUCGAAGUCGUCAGCAAGAGCAUUUUCACCGUCUCGGAAACUGACGAGAAAUUCGAGACCUGUGACGAGGUAACAGAAGACAAAUUCACCCCCACCGUCGUUUCUCAAGCCGUUGAGGAAGAAAAUAAGUUUGCACCAGAUCUCAUCGCAAAUUUCAAUCCUGUGUCUGAUUCCGUUAAGCAGCAGAAACGACGUGUUUUUGACGUGACGGCACCGCUCCCACAACACCUCUUCAUCUUUGAUUCCGGCGAUGAUAAGCGACGAGUUCGUUCUCUGGCGAUUUUUGGUAAUGGCAUUUGUGUUUUCGACCCCGGCGGCAAUGAGCGCAAUUGUGGUUCUCCGGCGCUGAAUUCGAUCAACAAUCAUGGUAUACAAUCUCCUCUGCAAGCGCCAUGGGAUAGAGGGAAAUUGGGUGUGUCUAAAUCCCUCUCCUCCGUCAAACACGUCUUCCUUAAUUGUUUAUUUUCGUUCACACCGGCAGUUGUUUCGUUUCCGGCGAGGGGAGCCACUUCUGGUUGGCCAUGGGUGCCAUGGAGCUCGAGUUUAUAUGACGACCACCGUUUAAUGUCUUCGCCAUGGAAAUCGUGCGACAACGCCAUCUUACUUUCUCUGUUGUGGCUGCCGUGGGAUAGAGGGAGAAAGGAUUGGGCCUUGGAGAUGAAUUUGGACUCACGAAUGUUUGCAAUGGGCCUGCACACACGUUGGACUACUUGCAUUUCAUAAUGGGGUCAAGCUAAGAAGAAUUAGAGUUUUGAGAAAGAAUUUGGGAAUAAGUUCACUCAACACAUUUUGAAUUUUCUUUGGGUUUAGAUUAAAUUCUAGGUUGCACUAAAUUGUGGAUUUUGUUAGAUUACACCUUGAGGACAAGGUGGUUCUGCAAGACCAAUGGAAUGUAAUGAAUGGAUAUAGGCCUUAGAGAUUAAAUAGGCCCAAAAUGCAUUAAUCAAUUGUAUGUGAUUAUCCAUGUUCUAGAAUGAUCUAGAAUAAUGAUGAGUCAUUGAUUAGUUUGUUAGCUAUAUAUAUUGACAUUGGGUGCAUGUAAUAAUCAAGCAAAAUGAAUGAAAAAAUUUGUUAUUUUAGAUUUAGUGUAGUUUAUUAGUAGAUUUUAGUAAUUAUCUCUUCAAAUUA